Archocentrus centrarchus (flier cichlid) is the source of this 1514-nucleotide messenger RNA. RefSeq names its product peroxiredoxin-6-like. Gene Ontology annotation, biological process: cell redox homeostasis; cellular oxidant detoxification. The record is from RefSeq and is a predicted model, not a curated record. Lineage: Eukaryota; Metazoa; Chordata; Actinopteri; Cichliformes; Cichlidae. Gene Ontology annotation, molecular function: peroxiredoxin activity. Gene Ontology annotation, cellular component: mitochondrion; cytosol.
ACACACUGCUCCACGGCAACUAUUCCGUCUGGAUCCUGGUGAGGACAUUUUGGAUAGUGCCCUAGGUAGUUUAGCCGCUCUUCUUUAUGGACCACCUAUCCUGCUGCGCUCAUAACAUCGUGCCGAGUUUACAGGGGUUCAGUGGUACCAGUUUAGAACGGGACUGCUCUUGUCACGUGAUAAAAACGAAUCCACAAAACCGUGCUUGUUAAACUGCUCUGGUGCUGAGUUUUAGACUUUAAUUUUCUUGUUACAUUUGGACACCCCGAGGAGACUUUAUCACAGGUGAAUGAGAUGGCCCACUUCUCUACAAUGUUUGACUAUUUUGUCCUUUUUUAUUUCACAAUAAAUAGCACAGUUCUGGACUACUUUUCAAUAUAAUGUAUAUAUAUUCUUGUCAGGACAUCGGUCUGACAACUGCGCUGAAAUGCUCAGUUUCAUGAGCCGAAACUGGGUCUUUCGUGCUGUCGGUGGGGUGCGCGGUUCCGGCCUCUCUUUAUUUCACGCUGUCUUCAGAGCUGCUGCAAAACGGACGAAACUACGGCCACAGUAUGCCAGGGCUGCUGCUCGGAGACGUAUUUCCUGAUUUCGAGGCAGAGACCACCACUGGUACAAUUCAGCUCCACGAAUUUCUCGGUGAUUCAUGGGGAAUCCUGUUCUCCCACCCCAGAGACUACACUCGUUGCACCACAGAGCUGGGCCGAGUUGCCAGACUGAGCAGUGAAUUCAGUAAACGCAAUGUUAAAGUGAUCGCCCUAUCAGUGGACUGUGUGGAGGAUCACCACGGCUGGGCCAAGGACAUCCUGGCCUACAACUGUGAGGAGUCCGCCUGCUGCACGCUGCCCUUUCCCAUCAUAGCGGACAGCAAACGGGAGUUGGCAGUUGCCCUGGGCAUGCUGGACCCAGAUGAGAAGGACAAAGAUGGCAUGCCCCUUACUGCCCGCUGUGUUUAUUAUGGUCCUGACAAAAGGCUGAAACUGUCACUGCUUUACCCAGCCACCACAGGACGCAAUUUUGAUGAGAUCUUGAGAGUGGUGGACUCUCUCCAGCUCACAGCAGGGAAACGAGUGGCCACACCUGCCGACUGGAAGCCUGGAAACAGUGUGAUGGUCCCUCCCAGUAUGUCUGAAGAAGAGGCGGCCUCUUUGUUCCCAGCUGGUGUCUACACCAAAGACCUGCCCUCUGGCAAGAAGUACCUGCGAUACACACCGCAGCCAUAAGCACAGGCAGAGAGGACACUGAUAUUCAAUGCUUGCAUCUGUUCCAUGGACUGCACUUUAAUGCAGCCACUCUCACCUGGUUGGCAGACAUCCCAGCUUUGAAUUAGUCCAGUCAAAAUGGAUGGAAUGAAUACCAGUGCCUUAAGAUAUAAGAUUAUUCUAAUUAAGACAAUUAGAACAGAUCCAAUAACACAGGCUGCAGUGUUCUGCCCACUUUUCUAAGAAGAUAUAAAGGAGCAGUCAGGGGAAAAUAUAUUGAUUACUAUUUAAAGAAAAUAAAAGUAUUUUUAUCUA